Micromonas pusilla CCMP1545 is the source of this 418-nucleotide messenger RNA. RefSeq names its product photosystem II PsbX protein, chloroplast precursor (gene PSBX). The transcript is spliced from 3 exons. Gene Ontology annotation, biological process: photosynthesis. Gene Ontology annotation, cellular component: photosystem II; membrane. Lineage: Eukaryota; Viridiplantae; Chlorophyta; Mamiellophyceae; Mamiellales; Mamiellaceae. Bases 1 to 342 code for a protein of 113 amino acids. The record is from RefSeq and is a predicted model, not a curated record.
AUGGCCGCCAUCGUCGCCUCCAACUUCGCCGUCGCCGCGCCCUCCAAGGUCGCGGUCCGCUCGCUGUCCGCCAAGAAGGCCGUCGCGCUUCCCGUGAAGCGCUCCGUGGCGGUGAAGGCUGUGCGCGCGCAGCCGGUCGCGAGCCUCAAGACCGAGAAGCUCACCGCGGCGGUCACCGUCGGCACGGCCGCGGCCCUCGCGAACCCGCUCGUCGCGGAGGCGGCCAUCACGCCGUCGCUCAAGAACACGCUCCUCAGCGUCGUCGCGGGUGGGAUCGUCCUCGCGGCCAUCGGCGUCGCCGUCGUCGGCGUCUCCACGUUCGACAAGGUCUCCCGCAAGUAAGUCGUCGUCCGUCGACUUGUGUGUCGCGCGAUUCGCGUCGGGACCCGCGAUGGAGCGGCGGCGCGUUCGCGUCGUC